AUGGAACAUUCAGUUCAGCCAUCUGAAAGCACAGAUGUAGGUCUGCAAACUGAUGAUGAGAACCAAGAUACUGCAAUUCAUGAUCUUGGUGAAGACAUGAUUUCCUCUGUACCAACUGUAAGAGAUGAGGCAGCCUUUCAGGAACAAGUCCAGUACUUCAGUGUUCAGAGUGAAGGGGUACAAAGCAUGGACGAGCAACUGCACACUGACAAUGACGAAAGUCAAAAUAUGCAAGAGGAUUUACUUACCCGUCAAGACAUGGUCAGCACAGGUGAUGAACCACCUGAUUCAGAUGUGUCAGCUGAAAAGCAACAUAAACAAGAGUCUGAACUUACACCACCAGAUGAUGGUAUAGAUCCAGCUCUAACAAAGCAGCAAUAUAUUGGGGAUCAGACUGCUUCAGAGCUCAUUGCUGAUAUACCAGAAACAGAGCAAGUGCCAGAGACAAUGAAUGAAGACCAUAUACAAAUCAUAAAAGAUACAAAGGCAGAAGAGAUUACAGUUGCAAAAGAGGGAAGAGGAGGAGCCAUCUACAGAAAAAGAUAUAUUUGAAAAGAAAAUAUCUUCAGAUAUAACCAGUCCAACAGCAACAGUUAAAGUAAUGUUAGUUCCUGUUGGUCAAGUCAUUACUAUUGCAUUUUCCAUUGGAAAGUCUGUGGGAAACCUUAAAAAUGACUUUGCAUCUCAGAUGAAAAUACCAGAAACAGUCAUACGGAUUAUGUUUGAAGGCCAGGCAGUAGAGGACCAUGAGACUUUAGUAGAUCUUGGCAUCACACCUAAUGGAACUAUCCAGCUGGAAAUGCAGUCAAUGGAUCCUGAAAACUAUCCUGUCAAAGCUAUGAAAUUUCAACAUGAAUAUAGCAUGCCAGAUGUGAUAACUGUCAGGGUACAAACAGGAGAAGAUAUAUAUCAGGACAUAGCAGUGGAAAUUGAAAGAUUAAACUACCGCAAACCGUAUCUGGGUGGAUAUCGACACAAGGUAACAGGAAUGGUGUACCACCAUGCUGGAACACAAACUGUGCCAAAAAAAAGACCAGACAAAGGAGUUGAAGUAUUCUGUAGAGACACCCAGACUGUGUUUCAAAAGAACAAGACUCAGCAGUCAAGGAAUACGAUGUCUACACAAAUGACAAAAAUAGGUUACUAUGUAUCAAACAUAACUGACAAACUCUUACAGCCCUCAAAAUAUGUUCCAGCAGAUGAGUAUCAUUCCAGAAGACUGAAAGCAGUGAUAGUAAUACAGACAUACUUUCGAAGAUUUCAUGCCAAAAAAGUGGUAGAGCAGCUUAGAGAGGAUAAAUUGCUGAGACUGCAAUGGGAAGAAAGGGAGGAAUUGAGAAAGAAGGAAGAGAAAGAAGAAAGACUGAGAAAAGACUAUGAACGCAGAAUGAAUCCAAAGACUAAGGAAGAUUUUGAGUUACUCUACCAUGCUCUUGAGUUAUGGAGAAAGGAAGAAGUGGAGCGUAUUAACCAACAAUAUACCGGUGCUGAAAGGAAAGCGGCUCUCUGUGCACUACUGGAACAGGAGACCCAGCUGAUCUCUUCUAUUGGCAGACACAAAAUAGAUGCUGGAGAGGAGACCCAGAAUAAAGCUAUACAGUCUCUCCUAAACAAGUGUUGUGAACCCAAAAAAUGGAAAGCGUUUGAUGGAAAAGUUACAGAGAUGGAUACCCAGUUUUACAAUCCGUGCCAGAGAGCUACGUGACAUAUAUAACAGCAUUAACACCCAAUACUUCAAUCGUGAUGAAAGGAUUGAUGCACUCUUGACGCUUAAGCAUACCGUCAAGGAACACAAUUGCAAGUUAACCCAAGAAAUUGUAGAGCUAAUUGACAGAGAGGCUGACCUUUUAUUUCGUGGUGUACAAGAGCACAACUUGGAAGGACUUCGGAAGAGAAUAUCGACACUUUUCCUACAGUACAUUAAAAUUCCCACAUUUAACCCAGAAGUUGCCAGAUUACUCAAGGUUCCUCAAGAUCCCGCUGUUCUUCGCAAAAAUAUAUAUUUCUGUAAUAGCUGCAAAAGCUACCUACCAUCAACUGAGUUUUCUCUAUCUGCCAAUGCUCACAGUAUUGGCAGGUGUAGAAAAUGUUCAAAACUAGACAAUGAAGCUCGACAAAGAGAAGAAUUUUCAAAAUAUAGACUUUUACUGAAACAACUGAAAAAAUCAGAAAUAAACUAUGGUGAUGAUGCUAAAAUAGCAUUUGUGCUCCAGCAAGAAGACCUCCAAUAUCUGGUUGAGAAUAUCUGGGCAGCCCAGUCUGUUCUCAGUGCCUGUGAUGACCUUUAUGAUCUGGUCAUGGUUAGGUGGGACAAAUACUAUGAGUGGUCUCCAUGGAACUGUAUCCUUUUAACAAAAGAUGAAGCAGCUGCCCAUUUAAAACUUGGCAAUGCUGAACAGGCUUAUGGCAUUGUUUUUAUUCGGAAGAUCAAGCACAGACAUACUCUUGCCAAGAACUAUUUUUCACAGAUUCCAGAGAUGGCACCAUUUCUUCAUGGG
Molecule: messenger RNA, 2498 nt
Organism: Staurois parvus
Lineage: Eukaryota; Metazoa; Chordata; Amphibia; Anura; Ranidae
Source: the annotation of a GenBank genome assembly